Phalacrocorax carbo (great cormorant) is the source of this 2413-nucleotide messenger RNA. NCBI's taxonomy places the organism in Eukaryota, Metazoa, Chordata, Aves, Suliformes, Phalacrocoracidae. The record is from RefSeq and is a predicted model, not a curated record.
GUGGGGUCGCGGGAGCGCAGCGCGGCUCGGCGGCGGAGCGGAGCCGCCUGGUGCGGGGUGGUGGGGAGAGCUCGCCGGAGGCGGCCGGGGCCCUUCGCGAAGAGAAAGCUGGAGAUGGUGGACCAUCUUGUGAACACUGAGAUCAACAGCCAGCGCAUUGCUGCUGUGGAAAACUGCUUUGGGGCUUCCGGACAGCCCUUAGCUGUGCCAGGAAGGGUCCUUCUCGGAGAAGGGAUUUUAACCAAAGAAUGCCGCAAGAAACCAAAGCCUCGCAUAUUCUUCCUUUUCAACGACAUCCUUGUCUAUGGCAGCAUAGUCAUCAACAAAAGGAAGUACAAUUCCCAGCACAUCAUUCCCCUUGAAGAUGUCACUUUGGAGAUGCUGCCAGACACCUUGCAGAUGAAGAACCGCUGGAUGAUUAAAACCUCCAAAAAGUCCUUUGUUGUUUCUGCGGCAUCCCUCACAGAGAGAAAGGAGUGGAUCAGCCAUCUGGAGGAGUGCAUCAGGCACCUCCUGUCGAAGACGGGCCGGCAGCCCUCCACAGAGCAUGCAGCCCCCUGGAUCCCGGACAAGGCGACGGACAUCUGCAUGCGCUGCACGCAGACCAAGUUCUCCACGCUCACCCGAAGGCACCACUGCCGCAAGUGUGGCUUUGUCGUCUGCGCAGACUGCUCCAGGCAGAGGUUCCUGAUGCCCCGGCUGUCCCCCAAGCCCCUGAGGGUCUGCAACCUGUGCUACAGGCAGCUGCUGGCAGAAAAGGAGGUGGUGGUGGAGGCAGAUCGCAGGCAGCCAGAGCCAAUCUGCUCUGCAAUCCCAGGCUAUGAACCCUCUAGUGGCGAUGACAGCGACAAGUCAGACGACGACAAAGCUGACCAGUGGCCAGCAGACACAGAGUUUUAUACCUCAGAAGUAUCCUGGUCAUCUUUCCAUAGCUGACCUCCUUGAGAGUCAGUGGCGUUUAGACAUUGGGAAGCCAACUUCUGGCUUCCAGUGCAUGUCCUUCUUGAUGUUUUCUCUGGAGGCCAUACCUAGGAAAGUGGAUCUUGGCCCCCGUGUGUGAUGCCUGCCUGGGGAGCAGAGAUGGGAUUACCCCUGUGAGAACGUGCCUCAUACAAUGCAAGCACAGAGAACAACAGCUCAGUGAAGAGCAUGGACUGGGGCAGAGACCUUCAGAUCAGCCUUAGCCAAAUGAACUCACCCUUCAGUCUUCCUGUCUGCAAACACAGAACAAUACUAACUUCUCAAAUGCUUUGAGAUUGACUCUUGGGUGAAAAAGGAGCAAGAAAUGCUGGAGUUAAACAUGCUUGCCUGCUAGUGGUGCAUUACUCUGUCAUGGUGAGGGGCACUCUGGAUGCCGUUUUCCAUGAGCAUUGCAUCUACAUCAGAGAUUCUCAUUGCAAGUGUGCCAGCCUGUGGGGAUGGCCACUCAUCCCCGCACAGUAAGGUCAUGAUGGGCUUCCAUUUCUACACCCAGGUCUCUUAACUUUGGAAACACUAAGGAAAUGGUGCUCCAGUUGCAGGGAGCUCAUACGAGGCUUGGCAUGAGUAGCCUUAGCAAAGUGCUGGAGCAUCUAGCUCUCGAAUGGAAAGAGGCCAUUUUGGUGGUACUGGGCUGGGAGGGAGGAACGAGAGGGGAAAGGGAGAGGUAAAAAUAUUUACGAGUGAGAUAAGGAGGGGGAGACUUACUACAGUUGACUCAACUAGCUGCAGAGCCCCAGAUCUCAAAAACAGGCAGUUCUACCAGAUUACCAGCAACUUGAUGAACUCAAGCCUAUCAGGUAAAAGAAUAGCCCAGGGAAGACUUGUUAGAAGUCUUGAAAAAUCCAGGAAAAUACCCCAAAUUAAGAUCCUAUGAAGUACAGCACUUCAAUUUCCACUUCUUUCCCAAGCAGGAGCCCAACACUUUGAGUGCUCACUUGUGGGCUCCCCUGAUGUCUAUCAGUCUCAAGAGUCCAAAGUUAAGGUCCUUAAUGUACUUCCAGGGUUGGAGCCCAAGACUUUACAGUUAACUUGAGAUCAACUUUAAAGUUCAAAUUAAGUUAGAAAUAAACCAUAUUUAUUCAAAUAUUCUAUCAUAAUAUAGCGUGGGAGUAAAUAUACUAAAAUCAGACAACAGCAAUUGUUUUGCAGCAGACAUUUCUACAAACUUUUAGUAUAUUUAUGUUGUGUAUUUUACGCUUUUGAAAAGGAACAUGGCUAGGAGUACACUGCCAAUGUUAUAAACAGUUUCCUUACCCUGGCCAGUUCCAAACAGUGCAUUGCCUACCAGAUGGCCAGACUUAGGGUUUUUUAAAUUUCAGUUGAAAGUAAUAAUUCUUACCGUCUUUUGUAAACUGCCACUGUUCCAAUGAAUUUGUAUGACUUGACUGUGUGUGAAUAAAGACACGGCCAAGAGGAAGAAGCCAGGAAAAUA